AUGUUCCGAACAGCACUCCUCAGGUCCGCGCGGUCCGCCGUCCGCGCUGCCCCGCGAUGCCAGGCCGCAAUGGCUCGCCCCGUUGCGCGAAGCUCCUUCGUCCAGCCAAAGCAAAUGAACCCCUCCGUAUACUUCCAGGCCGUCCGAUGCUACGCCGCGAGCGCCGGUCUGUCAAAAGAUGAGGUUACCGGCAGGAUAAUGGACCUUUUGAAGAACUUCGACAAGGUUACCGAUGCCUCCAAGCUGAACGCCGAAUCGCACUUCCACAACGACCUCGGUCUCGACAGUCUGGAUACCGUAGAGGUGGUCAUGGCAAUUGAGGAGGAAUUCAGCAUUGAGAUCCCCGACAAGGAGGCCGAUGCCAUCCACAGCGUCAAGCAAGCAGUGGACUACAUCAUGGCUCAGCCCGAUGGUGAGUCGCAACUUGAAAAUCCCGAAGUUGCCCCAAACUAA
This is a messenger RNA of Alternaria ventricosa, 453 nucleotides long. RefSeq lists its product as uncharacterized. Lineage: Eukaryota; Fungi; Ascomycota; Dothideomycetes; Pleosporales; Pleosporaceae. Bases 1 to 453 code for a protein of 150 amino acids. Gene Ontology annotation, biological process: fatty acid biosynthetic process. Gene Ontology annotation, molecular function: acyl carrier activity; acyl binding. The record is from RefSeq and is a predicted model, not a curated record. The transcript is spliced from 5 exons. Gene Ontology annotation, cellular component: mitochondrion.